UGGUGUUCCGCUCCCUACCUCUCGCCCAACCCUCGAGUCAAUCCCCCCACCAUGUCCACAACACCCCACCUCACAAAGCGAAUCCUCAUAACCGGCGCCUCGCGGGGCAUCGGCCUAAGCAUUGCGCAACGGUUCGCAUCGCUCGGCGCAUCCAUCAUCCUGCUCUCGCGCACCACCUCGCAGCUCACCGCCGCGCUCGCCACGCUCCCCGCGCACCCCACCCAGCCGCACACGACAAUCACGGGCUCCGUCAGCUCCGUCGAGCUGUGGGAAACGAUCCGGCGCUCACACAAGGACAUCGACGUGCUGAUCAACGCGGCGGGCGUCUCGUGCAACGCGCUGCUGGUGCGCACGUCGCAGUCCGCCAUCGCCGCAACGCUGGAGACGAACCUGCUCGGAAGCAUCUAUGCCAGCCGCGCGAUCGGGCGGAACAUGCUCGUACGCAAGGCCGGUUGCAUCGUUAAUAUCGGCAGCGUGCUGGGCCUGCAUAGACAUAUCGCCGGCAGCAGUGUUUACGCUGCGUCGAAGGCGGGUGUGGUCGGGUUCUCGAGGGCGUUGGCGGUAGAGAUGGGGCCAGGCGGCGUCAGGGUCAAUGUCAUCACCCCGGGGUAUGUGGAGACCGAUAUGACCACUGGGAUGACGGGGGCGGCGAGGGAGGCGGCGCUGGGGGCUACGCCGGCUGGCAGGUUUGGUGUGCCCGAGGAGGUGGCGGAUGCGGUGGUGUUUUUGGUCGGGAAUGGAUACAUGAAUGGCGCAGAGAUUGUGGUUGAUGGUGGGCUUGGGUGCACAUGAUGACGGUGAAGGUAGGCUCGCGGUUGUGUAUAUAUGGUCCUCCCACUACGUCGGCAGACAGACACGGAGAUGGAAAGGCACUUGGACAGAUAGGGAGACGGGAACCAGCAGAAAGACAGACACCCGGUGUAAAUGGUAAGGACAUGACGAAACCCAGAA
Messenger RNA from Tricharina praecox, 951 nucleotides. RefSeq lists its product as uncharacterized. Gene Ontology annotation, molecular function: oxidoreductase activity, acting on the CH-OH group of donors, NAD or NADP as acceptor. NCBI's taxonomy places the organism in Eukaryota, Fungi, Ascomycota, Pezizomycetes, Pezizales, Pyronemataceae. The record is from RefSeq and is a predicted model, not a curated record. Bases 52 to 792 code for a protein of 246 amino acids. The transcript has a single exon.